UGCCUCGACCCCUUCCUCUGCUGCCACGUCUGCUCGCUCCUGAAACAUUGCCUCCUCUGCCACUCCCUCUGCGUGUUGUCUGACAUACUCUUUAAUUCAAUUGUGGUUGUGAAGCAGAAAGUCAGUUUAUUUGAGUACACAAUCGGCAAACUGCAGCACCAACUGUGCACGACAGCCACCAAAAAAAAAAGGGUGUAUGUCACUUUAAAUUUUCGAUUCUUUGAUAGCUGUGGCCCUAAGUAACGAUUCUGUGUCCCUGAGUAACGAUUCUGUGUCCCUGAAUAACGAUUCUGUGGCCCUGAGUAACGAUUCUGUGGCCCUAAAGUCUCUGUGGCCCUAACUCUGUCCCUCAAUUACACAGAGGUCUGUCUCUCUUGAAUGAC
Messenger RNA from Staurois parvus, 383 nucleotides. Lineage: Eukaryota; Metazoa; Chordata; Amphibia; Anura; Ranidae. The record is from the annotation of a GenBank genome assembly.